GAUGAAACGUCCCAGUCGCUCAGGUGCGUCAGGUCACUGCGCGCAACAUGGAGCCGGAGGAGGAGCUCGUCGGUUGAGUUACAUUUUGUUGAAAGAUGCAGAAUAAGAGAUGGAUUUAAAGGAUGCGAGGACGUUGUUGGACCUCGUCCGGUUGACUGACAGUUUGAAUACAUGAGAUUUAUUUAUCUGAUGUGAUCUCUGCUGGAAGCGUGAACAUGUGUGAUGCAGACAGGUGAGAGAGAUGCAUCAUGGGCAGGAAUGGACCAGAGAGACAGACGUCAUGUCCCAGGGAAACCCGCAUCGCUCAUCCAAGGGUGCACGUGUUCCAGUUCCAGCAUGCAGGCAACACGGAGGACAAGCUGCCUGAGGAUCCCCUUCCUUCUGCCCUAUGCGGCCGUAGACUGAGUGUGUGUGUGUGAGAAAGGGGACCAGCCGACCCGACCCGACCCGACCCGCCUCCAUGGCUCACUCGUCAGACCCGUCCCGCAGGGAGAAGACCCCCGCGCCUCAGGGGUCGCACACCGCCACACGCAACCUCCUGCGGAAGAAGGAGCAGCGGCGACGUGGAAUCCGAUCCUCGUCGCCCAUGGGCCGGGUCAUCCUCAUCAACUCGCCUGUGGAUGGCGGAGACGACUGCGAGGACCUCCACACCAUCACCGUGGACAAGAGUGUGGAUGGGAAGCUCGGCUUCAGCGUGCGCGGCGGCUCGGAGCACGGCCUCAGCAUCUUCGUCAGUAAGGUGGAGGACAACAGUACGGCGGAGGAAGCGGGCCUGCUCGUCGGGGACAAACUGGUGGAGGUGAACGGCGUCAGCCUGGAGAGCAUCACCAUGAGCAGCGCCGUCAAGGUCCUGACGGGGAACAACCGGCUGAGGACGGUGGUGAGACGCGUCGGCAAAGUCCCCGGCAUCCGCUACUCCAAGGAGAAGACCACCUGGGUGGACCUGAUUCAAAGGCGCAUGGUGGUGGAGGAGAGCGGCCGGACGCCGUCGGAGACCAGCUCGGGCGGCGCCCUCCGGAGGAUUGUCCACCUUUACACCACCUCGGAUGACUACUGCCUCGGCUUCAACAUCCGCGGGGGGAAGGAGUUCGGUCUGGGCAUCUAUGUCUCCAAGCUGGAUCCCGGUGGCCUGGCGGAGCAGAACGGAAUAAAGAUGGGGGACCAGAUCCUGGCCGCCAACGGCGUGAGCUUCGAGGACAUCAGCCACAGCAGCGCUGUGCAGCUGCUCAAGAGCCACACGCACGUCAUGCUGACCAUCAAGGAGGCGGGACGGUACCCGGCGUACAAGGAGAUGGUGGCGGAAUACAGGUGGCUCAACAAGUUGGCCAAUGGUCAGAAGUCUUCGUCCCAGGGUUCAGAGUCCAACUCGUCCGCCUCGUCUCUGUCGUCUGGGACGCCGGUCAGCUCCCUGAGCGGCCUGUCCCAGGUCAUGUUCCCCCCCUGCCUGCCGUUUGGCUCCGACAUGGUGGACGUCUGCAUCUCCACUGAGGACCAGAGGUUUGAGUCCGAGCGAACGGAGACCAUCGCCGUCCAGACGGACCUUCCUGCUCAGAUGGCGGCUGCGGACUCCACCACCCGCAGCCUGGGACGCACCACCCUGCUGAGAGACACAGUGAUCGGCGGAGAGGAGGAGGAGGAGGAGGAGGAGGAGGAGCGCCACGACGACGGGGGGAGGAGGAGGAGGAGGAGGGAGUCGCCCAAGACGUCCGUGCUGCUGGCCCUCAGCAGGCCGAGCCGACCAAUCAGCCGGACGCAGAGCCAGGUCACGGUGGCAGAAAUCUCGCAGAAGACAGAGAAGAAGAAGAAGCAGAAAGGGAAGGAGCCGCAGGAGAAGAGCACCCUGCAGCGCUCCAAGACCUUCGUCAACCUGCUGUUCAGGGGCGGGCGCAAGAGGGACGCGUCCAGGGGCCGAUCCAAGUCCCCGUCCGCUGACCGGACCGGCAAAGAGGGACGGGAGCUCCGUGCGAUGCCAAAUUCGGAGAUGCUUGGCGCGGUGGACGACAUGGCCCGCAGGCUGCUGCCCGAGGACGAGGUGGCCGCCGUCAUGACGACCUGCCGACGGUACACGGCCGAGCGGUCAGUGGAGAACUUGAUCCGCCACCUGCUGGCCGUGCUGGACCGGCCUGAGAAGCUGCUGCUGCUGCGGGAAGUCCGAAUGCUGCUUCCUCCUUCGGACCUGAGCGUGUUCAAUAACAUGGUGGCUCCCAUCGAAGUGGAGGCCUACGACAUCCUCAAGUGUCGCUCAGUUCGAACUCCUCCUCUUCGCUCUCCCACGUCCGGUCGAGCACCCAGACGGCGCCUCAUCACUCCCAUCCCAGAUUACAGAGGAGGCUUUGAGCUGCACAAUGCCGAGGAGGUGGAGAAGGAGAGCCACCUGCUGGAGGAGCUGGAGAGGCUCAGUGUGUCUGGGCCCCGGCCGUCCAGGGAGAGGCCCCCCACCUCCAGGUCCUUCACCCCGCUGCUGGACAUCCCGGUGGACGGAUACAGCGCCGGCGAGUCGGGCGAGCUCGGCCGCCGCUCCGCCAGCCCCCUGCUGCCCAACUGGCUGCUGGCCCGCGGUGACCACGACGAUGACCCCCGGCCCCCCCUGCGAACGGACAUCGGCACCAUCCGCUCGGUGCACUUCGACGAGGUGUCACUGCACUCGAGCUCGGACGCCGACAGGGGACGCCCCCCGUUCAGAAACCGCCACUCCAAAGGCAAAAAGGAGCGAAGCGGCGACCGGGGGGAAGAAACCGUGUUCACGCUGCAGAGCGCCGCUCGCAGGAGUCGGCCCCUGUUGUCGCAGGUGUUCGGUUCGAGUCCGGAUCGACGACAAGUCGCGAGCGGACAGGUGAACGGACAUCAGGCGUCAACCGAGAACGGACUCAAUGGCUCGGAUGUGAAACAGGAGUACGAGCUCAAAACUGUCAGCAUCUCCAAGACCAAACAGUCACUGGGCAUCAGUAUCUCCGGUGGGAUGGAGUCGAGGGUCCAGCCGGUGGUGAAGAUCGAGAAGAUCUUCCCCGGCGGAGCCGCCUCCACCUGUGACGUGCUCAAGGCUGGAUUCGAGUUGGCGUCUGUGGACGGACUCUCCCUGCACGGGGUGACCCAUCAGCACGCCGUCGACAUCAUCCGAAGAGCCUUCAGCAACAAGGCCAAAGACCCCAUGGUGUUUGUGGUCAAAGUCCCCAAAAACAUUUGAAGACUGGAGAGAUGCUCACAGGGGAAUAUAGAUGAAUGCCCCUGGGAUUUUAACACAAAGAGAAAGAGAGAGACUGAACUGCCAUUCAGUUUAAAGUGACGACACGGACACAGAAUAACACACGUGACCUCCGGUGGAAGGUCAUGGGACUGCAGCGAAUAUGAAGCUUCAAUCAUGAUGCUCCUGAAGCCGUAAUGUCACUUUAUCACAAGCUCCGGAGCCAAGGACGCGGUUUCUCUUUUUACACUUUACAUUGUGUUAACAUUUUCAUAAGAUGCGUCAGGGAUCCGCCGUGUGCGUCUGUGCUCCUCAAUUUUUUUAAAUAUGCAGGAUGACGAACUGUAACCCGAGUGCCUGUGGACUGAACAUGUGAAACUCCCAUGUUGUUCAGUUGUCUUGAUAUUAACAUUUUUGACCUGUAGGAGGCAGACGUGAGCCGUUCGGGUCAUGAAGAUUCUGAGCAGCUGUAUUGUACCAGAGCACAAACCUUUUUUUUUUUUUUUUUUUAAAUGUCUUUAAUGUAAACAGGAGGAGAUCUGGAGAAGAAAAAAUCCAGAUUGCCAUCGGGGAGAAUCACGAGCCAGAUACAACUGUUAUAUCUUGAGUAAAUACUGGAGUUUAAU
Scophthalmus maximus (turbot) is the source of this 3807-nucleotide messenger RNA. Its product is annotated as PDZ domain-containing protein 7-like. The transcript is spliced from 18 exons. Gene Ontology annotation, molecular function: protein binding. Bases 461 to 3184 code for a protein of 907 amino acids. Gene Ontology annotation, biological process: auditory receptor cell stereocilium organization; sensory perception of sound. Gene Ontology annotation, cellular component: stereocilium tip; plasma membrane; stereocilia ankle link complex. The record is from RefSeq and is a predicted model, not a curated record. Lineage: Eukaryota; Metazoa; Chordata; Actinopteri; Pleuronectiformes; Scophthalmidae.